GCUCAUAUUUUUCAGCUCAGCUUCGCAGCCAGCUUCUCUCUUCAAUAUUAUGGGGGAAAGCUGGCAAUGUGGAAAAAACCUCUUCCUUCUCCUUCUGCUGUCUGUCCUCAGGACCACUGUAGCUGCUCCUGAACUGCGAUAUGUGGCGGUGGUACCCAGCACAAUCUACAUGGAGACCACUGAGAACUUCUGCAUCCAGAUAAGCAAUCUGAACGAAACAGUCAACUUGACUCUCUCGUUGGAAUCCGAGAUCCAGGAUUUGAUCCUGACUCAAGUGACGGUAAAAGAGGAAGAUGGAUUUCAGUGUGUUCCUUUCCAGAUUCCCAGGCAGAGCAAUAUUUCUCCCCCAUCAAAAGUCAUUCUCGAGUUGCAAGUAAAAUUCCUUUCCCACAGUUUCCUGGUUCGCAAAUAUGUGCAAAUUGAGAAACCAAAGCAUCUGGUUUUCAUCCAGACAGACAAACCAAUCUACAGAGCGGGACAAGAAGUUCGGUUUCGCAUCGUCUCCAUGGAUAAAGAUUUACGUCUCAGGAAGAAGAAGUUUCCAGUUGUGUACAUCGAGGAUCCCCAAAGAAACCGGGUGUUCCAGAGGAGAGAUGUGGAGGUUCCGUUAGGCAUAAGCCAGCUUUCCUAUUCUCUGUCUUCUGAUCCCCUCUUGGGCACCUACAAAGUGGUGGUAGAGGAAGACUCCACAAAAGUUGCAGAAUACAGCUUUGAUGCGGAAGAAUAUGUUCUGCCUAAAUUUGAGGUUUCGGUGAAGGCCCCGAAGCUCAUCACGGUUGAGACCAAGGAAAUAAAAGUCAGUGCGUGUGGCAGGUACACCUAUGCGAAACCAGUGCCUGGCCUGGUGAAACUGAGCCUCUGCCAGGAGACCAAAAGCAUACCUUUCCAGUGUAAUACUGAUGAAAAUCUGUGUAAAGAAUAUGAAGGCAAGGCAGAUGGAGACGGCUGUUUCACCAAGGUGGUGAACAUGGAGGAGUUCCACCUGAGGGGGCUCGGCUGUUCGAUGGACAUCACCGUAGAAGGCAAAAUCACAGAGGAAGGGACAGGAGUGGAGCUGAAUGCCACAGAAUCCAUUGCUGUCACAUCCACGUUGAGCAAAAUUAUCUUUGAAAACCCAGACCGUUACUAUAAACCCGGCAUGCCCUAUGUCGUGAAGGUGAAGCUGGUAGACAGCAACGAGGUGCCGAUCGACAAUGGAACAGUGGAGAUUUUGGUAACAGCAACUCAGCAGCGGCUCAAUCAAGUGACGGAUGCUGAGGGGAGAGCUGAAUUCUCGAUAGAAACCACUGAUAUCAGAAGCAACGCUUUGUCUUUUAGGGCUUCGUAUCGAUACAAACCUCAGUGUAAUAGCAUCCACUGGGUUACACCCUGUCACGGUACAGCAAGUCACACGGCAUACCUGUUUUAUUCUCCAAGCCAAAGUUAUCUACAUAUCGAACCUGUGCCAGAGACGUUAAGCUGCGGCCACCGGGAGCCGGUUCGGGUGCGUUACAUCCUUAACCGAGGUGAUGAGGAGGAGGACGAGAUUGUCUUCUAUUACAUGGUCAAAGCCAGGGAGAACAUCAUACGAACAGGGAGACACAGGCAGCCAGUGGAACAGGGAAAAGAAGCCAAAGGGGACUUUCUUUUGAAUCUCUUGGUGGAUGUCGACACUGCUCCCAAGAUCCAAUUGCUCAUCUACACCACUUUGCCCAGUGGAGAACUCGUUGCUGAUUCGAAAAACUUCAUCGUAGAAAAGUGCUUCUCCAAUAAGGCCAAACUGUGGUUCUCUGAUCAAGAAGGCCUGCCUGGCCAGAAAACCCAACUCCAUCUUUCAGCUUCCCCCGGUUCCCUCUGUGCCAUCCAUGCUGUUGACCAGAGUGUCUUUCUCUUGAAACCUGAAGCCGAGCUCUCCCCUGAGAAGGUUUACAAUCUCCUUCCCAAGAAGGAUUACGUCUUCUCUGUUGACCUCUUUGCGCAUGCAUUCAAUAUUUAUCCCUGUCCUGCAGAAAAACCAUCCAGGGGUGAAAGAAUUGGCCCCCCAGUGCAUUUUCUCCCUGAAGAUGGGGAUACUUACAAGAUAUUCAGGGUAAGCAUCAAAACUAUGAUUCCCCACAUGGGAGAUGCUCUCAUUAGGCAAGGAGAAGACUUCGGCGUGGACAUUUUUACCAACACCAGACUAUCCAUCCCGCGUUUCUGCUCCGUCAUCGCGAUGCCAUUUAAAGCUGAAGCUUUACCACCACUUGAAGAGUCUAUUCAAGACGAUUACAUUCUCAUGGAAGGCCCUGGAGUUGCUUUUGAUGUUGGUGGUACACUUCAUGGGCUUCCCGCUCCUCAGGUUGAGGCUGCCCCUAAAAGGACACCUCGGCGCUUCUUUCCUGAAACGUGGAUAUGGGACCUGGUUAUUAUAAAUGGUUCUCAAGGAAACAGCCAUUCUCAAGUCCAUCGUUCAAGUAGAAAGAAUGAUGUAUCUGAAGAACCCAAAGAGAUUGCUCUUCCUGUGACCAUCCCAGACACCAUCACCGAAUGGAAAGCUGGAGCUUUCUGCCUUUCUGCAGACACAGGUUUUGGCUUGGCCCAGCCCACUUUUAUGAAGGGCUUCCAGCCGUUCUUCAUUGAACUCACCUUGCCUUACUCCGUGGUGAGAGGAGAAGCCUUCCCACUCAAGGCCACCGUCUUCUCCUACCAGACUCACUGCAUCCGGGUCAGAAUAUCUCUGACUCCUUCUGCUGACUUUGAAGCAUCUCCUAUGGAGAGGGAGGAGGACUCCUAUUGUAUCUGUGCAAACGGAAGAAAAACGGUGUCAUGGAUGAUGACCCCUAAAAUUCUAGGGGAGAUAAACCUCACAGCAAGUGCAGAGGCUGUGACCUCAAAUCAGCUCUGCGGGAAUGAAGUAGUGGAGGUGCCCACCAUUGGAAACAAAGACGUCGUGAUCAAGUCAUUAUUAGUUGAGCCUGAAGGGAUUGAGAAAGAAGUGGUGUUCAGCUCUCUUCUCUGUGCACCUGGAGAACCCGAGUCCAAAUCUUUUCCUCUGACGUUACCGGAGAAUGUUGUAGAAGGCUCAGCCAAGGCCUCGAUUUGUGUGCUGGGAGAUAUUUUAGGAGGAGCGAUCAAGAAUCUCCAUCAGCUUCUCAAGAUGCCCUACGGCUGUGGGGAGCAGAACAUGGCCCUCUUUGCCCCCAAUAUCUACAUCCUGAACUAUCUCAAUAAGACUGGACAACUGACCGAGGAGAUCGAAUCCAAGGUCGUUGGAUACUUAGAGGCUGGCUAUCGAAGGCAAAUGAACUUCAAGCAUCGCGAUGGUUCUUACAGCGCUUUUAGAAAACAUUUCUUAGAGGCAGGGAACACUUGGUUAACGGCUUUCGUGCUGAAAUCUUUUGCUCGGGCGAGAUCCAUAAUCUUUGUGGAAGAUGAGGUCAUCAACGACGCUCAGAACUUCUUGACACGGCAGCAGGAGAAUAAUGGAUGUUUUCGGAGCACUGGGUCUCUUUUUCACAAUGACCUCAAGGGGGGAGUUGAUGACCAGGCCACUCUUUCAACUUACAUCACCAUUGCUUUGCUGGAAGUGCCGCUACCGCCCACCGAUUCUGUGGUGCAAAAAGCUUUAGUUUGCUUGGAGAAGGUGACUGAAGCAAAAGAGAUCCACAUUUAUCUCCGGGCUCUGCUGGCGUAUGCUUUUGCUUUGGCGGGGAGAGAGGAGAAGAGGCAAGAAAUGUUGGACUCUCUUCUAAAAGUAGCUGUGAAAGACGAGGAUGGUUCCAUCCACUGGGAAAGGUCCUGGAAGCCAAAGCAGAGGUCUGAUUUUCCACUCUCCGCACGUGCUCCCUCUGCUGAAGUAGAGUUGACCUCCUACGUGCUCCUUGCUUUACUGAUCAAAAGACUGUCCCUGUCUGAAGAAGAAUUAACGGCAGCAGCUGCCAUUGUCAAAUGGUUGAUCAAACAACAGAAUUCCAAUGGAGGAUACGCCUCUACACAGGAUACAGUGGUGGCUCUCCAGGCCCUCUCCCAAUACAAGACAGUUACUUAUUCCAAGGAUGGCAUCGAUGCCAGAGCGACCUUGAGUUCAGGAGAUGCUGUCCUGGCAGAAUUCCAUGUGGACAGCGGCAACUCUCUGCUACUGCAGUGCCAGGAUCUGCCCCAAGUACCAGGGAACUACAAGGCUGAGGUGACUGGUUGCAUCUUUAUACAGACUGCCUUGAAAUAUAAUGUCCCUUUGAAGCAAGAAGAUGCACCAUUUAGGCUGGAUGUGCGCACCGUUCGUGAGACUUGCACAGGAAACAAAGCUCCCGUCACUUUUGACAUUACCAUGAAUCUCAGUUACACUGGUCAACGUCCGGUUUCCAAUAUGGCAAUUGUCCAGAUUAAGAUGCUGUCUGGAUACAUCCCAGUGAAAUCCAGUGUAAAAAAGCUGGAAAAGCAAGGUCAGAUCAAGAGGACUGAAGUGAACAUCAAUUAUGUCCUGCUAUAUUUGGAGGAGGUACGCAACACAAUCCAGUCUUUCUACUUUACAGUGGAACAGGAGACACCCGUCCGGGGCUUAAAGCCUGCCUUGGUGAAAGUCUAUGAUUACUAUGAAACUGAUGAAUUUGCAACAGCUGAGUACACUGCCCCCUGCAGUUCAGAUGAUACCAAGGAAGUCUAUAACACAUAAGGAUUCAGCCCGUGUUUUCUGGAAUAGCACAUGCUUGGAAAGAAUGAAUCUCCUGGAAAC
Molecule: messenger RNA, 4690 nt
Organism: Ahaetulla prasina
Lineage: Eukaryota; Metazoa; Chordata; Lepidosauria; Squamata; Colubridae
Product: alpha-2-macroglobulin-like
Exons: 36
Coding region: 50-4630 (1526 amino acids)
Cellular component (GO): extracellular region
Molecular function (GO): endopeptidase inhibitor activity
Source: RefSeq, a predicted model, not a curated record